UAAUGAAUAUUUAUUUUCAGUGUGUAUCUAUUUUUACCAUUUGUACUUCCAUAUUCGAUUUAUACUGCCUUUCUCAAGCUGCACCUGGUUCUACUCACUAUGGGUAUUAUAUUAUAUCAUAUGAAUUUGUUUAUGUGGGUAAUCGGCAUGUUCGGAAUGCUCUUGUGAUGUUCGCAUUGUUCUCUAUGCUAGGAGCAGUGGCAGUUUUUGCCACAUCUGCAAUGUUGAUUACUGCCUUGAGAAAAGAAUAUGAAAAGAAAAUGGUUCCAUGGCUGUACAGUUUUGCUGCUUUUACAAUUUUUAGGCUAGUUGCUUUUGUAUUUGCCAGCACAGUAAAUGACAUGAUAUUUGGUUACAAUAUUGCGAUGUGUCUUUUGUGGAUAAUAUUUAUAUGUGUUUCCGUUUAUGGAUGGUUAAUCGUUUAUUCUCUAUAUGUGGAAUUAAGUGAUCUUACGAGAUUAGAAGAUCUGGCUCAUUUAAGAAUUGGUACCAUGCAGUCACUAAACGCAUCUACCACCCAUUCCAUCGCUGGUUCUCGUCCAACAACACCACAUAGUGCAGUAUCGACAAUGCCUGCGAAUUAAACGACAUACAAUGUAUUUAAAUAAUCCUCGUGCAAGUAUAUAACGUUAUAUUUAAAAGCGCACGAGUGUUCAAAGCAUAUGCAGCGUUAUGAAACUGCCAGUGCAAAAUGAGUGAUGUAUAUAGGAUUACAUUCAUCCGUCCAUUUGCUUUAAUAUUCCGUCCAGAAUGUGAAUUAGCAAAAAUUGUUAACUGCAUGAAUUUUUAUAUAUGAUUUAUAUGGUUUUCAUCAUUGUACGCCUGUUAUAUAUAAAUAUUUGGAAAUAGCAAGGAACUGUAUUUAGAGAUAAUAUGUCUAAUAAUUAGUUAUAUCUAAUUUUUAUAAUGAUUAUCUUCUUGUAACCGAAUAAAUUUACUAGAAUUUUAUACUAUUUUUUUGUAUAAACAUUACUAGUAUCUUUACCUUGUUAAGUUAUUAAUUACAUUGCAGUUUUAUUUAGGACACUAUCGCCAAGUUUUGAAUUUAUUCUUAUGGUGCAAUUGUGACUCCAUUGUCAAUUAGCAGAUCUGUUUCUGUUCCUGCUAACCUAUGAAAAAGAGAGUAGAAAAGGUAAAUUAAUCUCCCGAGGAGAUUCAACAAGAAUAUUCCAAUAGGUAUGAUCAUCUUCGAAAGUAUUCCAAAUGUGCCUGUCAAUAUGUACAUCGCAAUUGCAAGGCACAUCUUCUAUAAAAAUAAAAAGAGAAACCUCUUGUUAUAAUCAUUCUAUUUAUUUUUCUCUAUAUUUUUUUCAUAGCUAUGUUGACUCAUUUUGACAUGUCUCGUUAUAAAACAAAGAGUAAACGAUUGUGCAAGUGCAUGCAUAAGUACUUUCAUUUUUUUUUACUAACUUAAUUAAUUUUGAAUGCAGUUUUUCUGAGGCUUUCGGGAAUAAACCAUAUCUUAAGGAAAUAUUUUCCUGAUGCUCCGUCUUCAUUGCAGCUGGCAUCUUGAGGGAUUGCAGAUACUAGAAAGUGAUUUUUAUUCUUAUAUGUACGCUAUCAAUCAGGUACUCUAUUCCUGCUCUGGUUCUCAUUAAAGAGUAUUUUGUGAUCGGUCAGCUAUAGCUGAUGGCAGUUGAUUGUAAGUAGUUUCAUCUGGAACAGUUCUCACGCUGUUUGAGACAUUUACUCAUACUCCUCCCAGUUUUAUCGAUAGGCUGUAUUAUACAACCAAGACUUGAAAUCCCUAUUUUCAAGCCAUUGAUGCAAAGAAGUAUUUUUUUAGUCACAUUCAAAUUAUUCUUUUUAUUAAAUGCGACUACACAACUACUACUUCGAUUGCGAUCUUACCUUACAAACAUACUAGUUCAUGAAAAUGCUUUUGUCAAUCAACAUGCUACUAAAUUGAUAAAAGCAGCACAUUCUGAAUCUGUGAUAUAAGUUUACAGAAAUAUACAUUUUAGCUUUGUAUGAGAUUCUCAGAUCGGAAAGUACCUCUUUAAAUAGAGGAAAGUUCAAUGUGAGCUGUUCUGAUCAUGAUUAAAUAAAAUAGACCAGUAUCGAAGUUUGAAGUUUUUGAUUUUACGUACUUCCAUAUCACUGAAAGAAUGUUUCAAAUGAAAUUAAGACAGUCUAAUAUAAGUACUUACGAGUAAAUUACGAAUUGUGAAGGAUUGUAUCUUCAUUUCUUAAGAAAUACAGGUGGAAACUCUAUUCUUGUAAGUAAUAGAGUAAAAAACGUAUGCUAAUUGAAUUAUUAUACACCUGGAUCUAUUUUGCACUAGUCAUGUCAAUGUCCCUUACCGUGGGAGUUCAAGACCUUAUGUAUUCAACUGUAGUUUAGAUAUAGGGAAGCUAAGUUCGUUUACUGCUAUUUUAUCUUCAGUAUUCACUUACUAUUAGAGUGAGCUGUGGUACUUAUUACAUUCCAUUACAAACAUCGAAUUUUUGAGAAUAUUUUAUUCAAUCUUAUGAAAUAAGCAAAAA
This is a messenger RNA of Ceratina calcarata, 2487 nucleotides long. RefSeq lists its product as uncharacterized. The record is from RefSeq and is a predicted model, not a curated record. Gene Ontology annotation, cellular component: plasma membrane. NCBI's taxonomy places the organism in Eukaryota, Metazoa, Arthropoda, Insecta, Hymenoptera, Apidae. Gene Ontology annotation, biological process: regulation of tube length, open tracheal system; septate junction assembly; establishment of glial blood-brain barrier. The transcript has 3 exons. The coding region runs from base 3 to 584 and encodes 193 amino acids.